Lineus longissimus is the source of this 837-nucleotide messenger RNA. RefSeq lists its product as uncharacterized. NCBI's taxonomy places the organism in Eukaryota, Metazoa, Nemertea, Pilidiophora, Heteronemertea, Lineidae. The record is from RefSeq and is a predicted model, not a curated record. Bases 1 to 837 code for a protein of 278 amino acids. The transcript has a single exon.
AUGGCUACGUCUCCCCAAUGGCUGCAUCUCCCAAGUGGCCCAUGCCUCCUCCCCAAUGGCUACGUCUCCCCAAUGGCUGCAUCUCCCAAGUGGCCAAUGCCUCCACCCCAAUGGCUGCAUCUCCCAAGUGGCUCAUGCCUCCACCCAAAUGACUGCAUCUCCCAAAUGGUUGCAUCUCCCAAGUGGCCCAUGCCUCCUCCCAAAUGGCUGCAUCUCCCCAAUGGCUGCAUCUCCCAAGUGGCCCAUUCCUCCUCCCUAAUGGCUGCAUCUCCCCAAUGGCUGCAUCUCCCAAGUGGCCCAUGCCUCCUCCCCAAUGGCUACGUCUCCCCAAUGGCUGCAUCUCCCAAGUGGCCAAUGCCUCCUCCCCAAUGGCUGCAUCCUCCCAAUCACUGCAUCUCCCAAGUGGCCCAUGCCUCCUCCCCAAUGGCUGCAUCCACCCAAUCACUGCAUCUCCCAAGUGGCCCAUGCCUCCACCCCAAUGGCUGCAUCUCCCAAAUUGUUGCAUCUCCCAAAUGGCUGCAUCUCCCAAGUGGCCCAUACCUCCACCCAAAUGACUGCAUCCUCCCAAUCACUGCAUCUCCCAAGUGGCCCAUGCCUCCUCCCCAAUGGCUGCAUCCACCCAAUCGCUGCAUCUCCCAAGUGGCCCAUGCCUCCACCCCAAUGGCUGCAUCUCCCAAAUUGUUGCAUCUCCCAAAUGGCUGCAUCUUCCAGGCGGCCCAUGCCUCCACCCAAAUGGCUGCAUCUCCCAAAUGGCUGCAUCUCCCAAGUGGUCCAUGCCUCCUCCCCAAUGGCUGCAUCUCCCAAAUGGCUGCAUCAGCUCCCAAGGUCAUGGUGUGA